This is a messenger RNA of Mesocricetus auratus (golden hamster), 1126 nucleotides long. RefSeq names its product COMM domain containing 2 (gene Commd2). The coding region runs from base 78 to 677 and encodes 199 amino acids. The record is from RefSeq and is a predicted model, not a curated record. The transcript has 5 exons. NCBI's taxonomy places the organism in Eukaryota, Metazoa, Chordata, Mammalia, Rodentia, Cricetidae.
CCGGAGCUUUCCUUGUGCCUGCACAGAGGCCGGAAGCGGCGAGGGCGGGGCCGGCGCUGCGUGGAGGAGCCGGGAAGAUGCUGCUCGACUUGUCGGAGGAGCAUAAGGAGCACCUGGCCUUCCUCCCGCGAGUGGAUGCCGCAGUGGUGGCCGAGUUCGGGCGCAUCGCCGUGGAGUUCCUGAGACGCGGCGCCAACCCCAAGAUCUACGAAGGCGCCGCCCGAAAACUCAAUGUGAGUAGUGACACUAUCCAGCACGGUGUGGAAGGACUAACGUAUCUCCUCACUGAGAGCUCCAAGCUCAUGAUUUCCGAGCUGGAUUUCCAAGACUCUGUUUUUGUUCUGGGAUUCUCUGAAGAACUGAAUAAACUGCUACUUCAGCUUUACCUGGACAACAGAAAGGAGAUCAGAAGGAUUCUGAAUGAGUUAGCACCUUGCCUUCCCAGUUACCAUAGUCUUGAAUGGCGGCUAGAUGUACAGCUUGCAAGCAGAAGUCUCCGGCAACAAAUUAAACCAACAGUGACUGUAAAGCUGAACCUCGACCAGAAUGGCGACCACAGCACCCAUUUUUUGCAGACAGACCCAGCUACCCUGCUUCAUUUGGUUCAGCAGCUGGAGCAAGCACUGGAGGAAAUGAAAACAAACCACUGCAGGAGAGUAGUCCGCAGCAUCAAGUAGCUCCGUGGUUCAGUUGGAGAUGCAGGGAUUGCAAUCGAACAUAUGGAUUUCAUGGCCUUCCUUUUCCAGUUCAGGAUGUGGAAGUCUUGAUUAGAAGCUAAAGUACAGUUCCUUUCUGGUGCUAAACGCAGUCAGCUUCUUCACAAAUUGAAAUUCGUUUUAUAUUUUAAAUGUAUAAAUAGGAUGGACUCAACUAAAAAAAAAUCAGUACUGCUCAUGUCUUCUGUGUAUAAGGACUCUCCUGGAGUACUGUUUGUGUCUUCUGUAUAUACGUGAUUCUCCUGGAAUACUGUUUAUGUCUUCUAUAUAUAUGUGAUUCUCCUGGAGUACUGUUCGUGUCUUCUGUGAAAUUAUAUAUACAUGACUCUCCAGGCUUGGGUAUUUUUUGUCUAUUUUAUUUUCUUUUUCCUUGAUCAAAAUUUGAGAAUAAAAUUUACUGUUACUACUUA